Molecule: messenger RNA, 3262 nt
Organism: Misgurnus anguillicaudatus (oriental weatherfish)
Lineage: Eukaryota; Metazoa; Chordata; Actinopteri; Cypriniformes; Cobitidae
Source: RefSeq, a predicted model, not a curated record
UGACCGUGCUGUAGUCACAUGAUAGUGCUAAACAGGAAUCGCUUGGAAAAUGUCUGCGUUCUUACAGUGGAGACGAUUUGCGUUUUUCUAUAAAGAAACCGUAAAGGAUCCGAGCGACAAUGGGAAAAAUUUCCAAUUACCGAUGGGCAUAUCGGCAUGCGAUUCAGGCCGAGGACACAUUGUGCUCGGAGAUAUGGAUGGACAGAUUUGGUUUUUAAGCCGCUCUCUUCAGCUCUCCAGCUUUCAAGGUUAUAAACUGAGUGUGACACACCUCUAUCAACUGAAACAACACAAUAUCCUCGUGUCAGUUGGUGAGGAUGAGCAUGGCAUUAAUCCUCUGGUGAAAGUUUGGAACCUUGAUAAGAAGGACAGCGGCAGUCCUCUGUGUACCCGAAUCUUCCCUGCCAUUCCUGGAAACAAACCCACAGAAGUGUCUUGUCUUAGUGUACAUGAAAACCUUAAUUUCAUGGCCAUAGGUUUUACAGAUGGCAGCAUUGUGCUGACAAAGGGUGACAUCACCAGAGACAGACACAGUAAAACUCUUAGCUUCCAUCAGGACAACUCUCCAAUCACAGGCCUGGCUUUUCGGCAAGCUGGCAAAAUCACGCACCUGUUUGUUGCAACCUUAGAUAAAGUGCAGUGUUACACAUUGUCGCUAAAAGAGGUCCCACGUUUAGAAUUGGACACGCAUGGCUGCGCUCUCCGCUGCACUGCGCUCACAGACCCAUCGCAGGACUCUCAGUUCAUAGUGGCCGGAGAUGACUGCGUGUAUUUGUACCAGCCGGAUGAAAGAGGACCUUGCUUUGCUUUCGAAGGCCAUAAGGUUCAGGCUCAGUGGCACAGAGGAUACCUACUGCUGCUCACCAAAAACGACAAGUCACCUAACCAAUCUGAAUAUGGCAGCGGAGAGACAUCACCCGCAGCAAAGCACAUCCUUACCAUAUACGACCUGGACAACAAGUUCAUUGCAUAUAGUGCUGCAUUUGAUGAUGUCAUUGACAUCCUGUCUGAGUGGGGCUCAUUCUAUGUGCUUACGAGAGACCGAACUAUGUAUACACUGCAAGAAAAAGACACACAGACAAAGUUAGAGAUGCUGUUUAAGAAAAACCUGUUUGUGAUGGCUAUUAACCUGGCUAAAAGUCAACACCUGGACAAUGAUGGUCUGUCUGAGAUAUUCAGGCAUUACGGAGACCACCUCUAUGCCAAAGGGGAUCAUGAUGGAGCUAUUCAACAGUAUAUUCGAACCAUUGGGAAGCUUGAACCCUCUUAUGUUAUCCGUAAUUUUUUGGAUGCCCAGAGGAUACAUAACUUGACAGCAUACCUACAAGCCCUCCACAGGCAGUCCCUGGCCAACGCUGACCACACUACUCUACUGCUUAAUUGCUACACUAAACUGAAAGACAGCUCCAAACUGGAGGAGUUCAUAAAGAGCAGUGAGAGUGAGGUGCAUUUCGAUGUCGAAAUUGCCAUCAAGGUGUUGCGUCAGGCUGGUUAUCACAGUCAUGCUGUGUUCCUGGCAGAGAAACACACGCAUCAUGAAUGGUACCUAAAGAUUCAGCUGGAGGAUUUGAAGAAUUAUCAGGAGGCAUUACGCUACAUAGGCAGGUUGCCGUUUAUUCAGGCGGAGAGCAACAUGAAGCGCUAUGGUAAAACUCUAAUGCACAAUGUACCUGAUAGCACCACCAUACUGCUAAAACGCCUCUGCACGGACUAUCAACCCAACAAAGACUCUGCCGAUAAGGACAGUCUCAACAGUGCCGCAGGAAACAAGGCCAAUCCAGAGGAAUUCAUUCCUGUCUUUGCCAAUAACCCACGGGAGUUGCGAGCGUUCCUGGAACACAUGAUAAAGGUGGAUCCGUUCUCUCCCGAGGGAGUUUAUGACACGCUACUUGAGCUCAGACUGCAGGACUGGGCACACGAGCAGAACCCCGAGAAGAAAAAAGUCCUGCAGGAGGCAGCAUUGUCUCUGCUGAGGAGUGACAACACUGUGUUUGACAAGGCCCUGGUCCUCUGCCAAAUGCACAACUUCAAAGAAGGAGUGCUGUAUCUUUAUGAAAAGGGCAUGCUAUACCAGCAAAUCAUGCAUUACCACAUGCAGAACGAGGAAUAUGGAAAAGUUGUGGAGGCUUGUAAGCAUCAUGGGGACAAGGAGGCGUGUUUGUGGGAACAGGCGCUGGGCUAUUUUGCACGCAAAGAAGAAAACUGCAAAGCCUACAUUAGUGAAGUUUUGCAGCAUAUUGACCAAAAUAACCUGAUGCCUCCACUGCUGGUGGUGCAGACUUUGGCCCACAACUCCACAGCCUCUCUCUCAGUUAUAAAAGACUACCUGAUAAAUAAACUUGAGAGAGAGACCCAGCAGAUUGAAGAAGAUGAAAGAAAGAUCCGACAGUAUAGAGAGGAGACGGCGCAUCUGCGUGCUGAGAUCCAGGAGCUCAAAACCUGUGCAAAGAUUUUCCAGAAGACGAAGUGCAGCAUGUGCAACAGUCCACUAGAGCUGCCUUCUGUGCACUUCCUGUGCGGCCACUCGUUCCACCAGCACUGCUUGGAGAGCUUCGCUGAGAGCGAGGCCGAAUGCCCCACCUGCACCCCUGAAAACAGAAAGGUCAUGGACAUGCUGCGAGCACAAGAUCAGAAACGAGAUCUUCAUGACCAUUUCAGUAGACAGUUAAAAUCUUCCAAUGAUGGCUUCUCGGUGAUCGCUGACUAUUUUGGCCGUGGAGUGUUUAACAAACUCACCCUGAUAACGGAUGCACCAGGAGGCCGGAGUGGAGCUGUGAAUCUAGAAGCUGAAUUUCAAAGAGAUCUGCACACGAACACCAAGAGGAAUGUUUGAAAGAUGGACUGAAUUUUCGCAGAAAAAUACUGAUCUAGGGUCAGAUAUCUAAUAACUAGCUGUAAUAGUCUUGGAAAAUAUGUGCGAAAAGUAAAGCUGGUCCAGAAAUAGCUUAAGGGACAAAACCACAGUAACUAUUUGUCCUUUUGCAAAACCACUCCAUUUAUAAUUAUUACAUCAACAUUAAAGGCAAUGUUGGGGGUGGAUACAAGAACUUGCACUUCAAGACUGUGUUUUUUUAUUACUGUAUGUCUGUAAAUUAACUGUUACAGUUCUUUCAGCGCUUAAUUUAUGUAUAUUUUAUUAAAUAUAUUGGAAAUGCUUAUUACUUCAGAAUAAUCUGCAUAGAAACAUUUUGCAUCCAAGUCAAUUAAUAAUCAAUGUCAAAUGUCUGUUAAAGUGUAAAUAAUAAAUAACUAUUAAUGUUGA